This is a messenger RNA of Cottoperca gobio, 1708 nucleotides long. Its product is annotated as ethanolamine-phosphate cytidylyltransferase-like. Gene Ontology annotation, biological process: phosphatidylethanolamine biosynthetic process. Gene Ontology annotation, molecular function: ethanolamine-phosphate cytidylyltransferase activity. The record is from RefSeq and is a predicted model, not a curated record. Gene Ontology annotation, cellular component: cytoplasm. NCBI's taxonomy places the organism in Eukaryota, Metazoa, Chordata, Actinopteri, Perciformes, Bovichtidae.
CGUUGCGUCGCCGCUCGAGGAGGCGUUGGCGCAUCGCACGACUGCUGCCGCUGCUGCUGCUGCUGCGGACACAGAAACCGGCUGUCCUGCACUGAAACAGAACACACAACUGACACGGUCGCCAUCCUUCAAUCUGUAGCUACAGCUUCACUUUGGGUGAUCACUCACCAGCUUCAAAAUGAUCAAGAACGGCCAUCACCACCACCAAGUGAACACGGCAGCCGGGAAAGACGCUGGGACGACCCCCGGCGCUGCAGCCUGCAGUCCCGAGAAGAGGAGGCGAAGGAUCCGGGUGUGGUGCGAUGGCUGCUAUGACAUGGUCCAUUAUGGUCAUUCCAACCAGCUGCGACAGGCCAAGGCCAUGGGAGAUUACCUCAUCGUUGGAGUACACACAGAUAGUGAGAUUGCGAAGCACAAGGGUCCGCCAGUCUUCACUCAGGCAGAAAGAUACAAGAUGGUGCGGGCCAUAAAGUGGGUGGAUGAGGUCGUGGAAGGAGCGCCUUACGUCACCACCCUGCAGACCCUCGACAAGUACAAUUGUGACUUCUGUGUGCAUGGAGAUGAUAUAACCCUAACAGUGGAUGGGAAAGACACGUACGAAGAGGUGAAGAAGUCGGGACGAUACAGGGAGUGUAAGAGAACCCAGGGAGUUUCAACUACAGAUCUGGUUGGUAGGAUGCUACUGAUGACUAAAACACAUCACAGCAACAUUGAUAGUUCAGACUAUCAGCAGCACACAGACAACUUUGGAAAGAAGGGCCACAGUCCCUGGACGGGGGUGUCUCAGUUCCUGCAGACUUCACAGAAGAUCAUCCAGUUUGCUUCAGGACAGGAGCCUCAACCUGGAGACACGAUUAUCUAUGUGGCAGGAGCCUUUGACCUCUUCCACAUUGGCCACGUGGACUUCCUGGAAGCAGUGCAUAAGCUCGCAGAAAAGCCAUACAUUAUAGUGGGGUUACACUUUGAUCAGGAGGUGAACCGCUACAAAGGGAAAAACUACCCCAUCAUGAAUGUCCACGAGAGAACGCUCAGCGUGCUGGCUUGUCGAUAUGUGUCAGAAGUGGUGAUUGGUGCACCCUUUGCAGUCACAAAAGAUUUACUGGACCAUUUCAAAGUGGAUCUUGUAUGCCAUGGAAAGACAGUAAUAUAUCCUGACAAGGAUGGAUCUGACCCUUAUGCUGAGCCGAGGAGAAAAGAAAUCCUGCGCACCGUAGACAGUGGAAACGGCCUCACUACGGAUGCCAUUGUGCAAAGAAUAAUCAAAAACAGGUUGCUGUUUGAAGCAAGGAACCAGAAGAAAGAGGCCAAAGAGAUUGCUGUGAUCCAGGCCAUGAAGCGACAAGAGGAGGAAAAAACUAAAGAAAGGGCUCAGACUAUCGUGUAGGAAGGCCCCCAAACAAGCACUAUUGAGUGUCAACAUAACACUGACAAGCUCAAUUAAUCUAAUGUACAAUAAAACCAACCCUUUUAUAUGUGUUAUGACACCCUCCACACACGAUCCGGGAUAAUAACAGCUGUCCUUGCAGCAGCCCGUUCAUAGCCAGGGCGGUAUAGUCUGCUGUGUGAACAUCAGGUAUACAGUGGGUGUGUGUGUGUGCGCGUGUGUAUGUAUGUGUGUGUGUGUGGGGAUCUUCUGUGUAAUAAUAUAUUCGACAUAUGCAAAUACAUGUUCAUGUCAGUCAACAAUCACACAUACAAACUAUGAAUU